Caretta caretta (loggerhead turtle) is the source of this 4399-nucleotide messenger RNA. RefSeq names its product transport and golgi organization 6 homolog (gene TANGO6). Lineage: Eukaryota; Metazoa; Chordata; Testudines; Cheloniidae. The record is from RefSeq and is a predicted model, not a curated record. Gene Ontology annotation, biological process: protein secretion.
GGUGCGCUAUUGUGCGCAGGCGCAGUGGGCGCGGGCGCUAUGGCCGGGAGUUUGAAGCUGGAGCGGGUGGUGGAGGCGCUGGUGCUGCUGAUGGGGAGGCCCGGAGGAGGCACCGGAACAGAUUCAGGUUCUCUCCAGGCGGCAAAACAUGCAGAUCUGGUCGAAACCUUAAACUCCAACUUGGCUGCUUUAGAGGAAAAGCUUGGUCAGGAUCCCCAGUGGAAUGAACUGCGGAGCUUGAGAGCUGAAGUCAGAGAGCAGGCUGUUUGGCUAGAAAGCUCUACAGAUGUGACCUGGAGUUUUACUUGUCAAGUCCUGCUGUUACUGCUGAGUCUGAAAAAGCGCAUGAUCAUCUUAGCUGCUGCUUACCAUCCAGCCAAACCAAACCCUAGGACCGCUGAAGCUGCUCCAGCUCUCAGCCCUGACACGCUCAGUAUCUCCCAGCAGAAGACUGUUCAGUCUGCAUUGCAGUUUGUGAUUACCUUAGGCCUUUGUCCAUAUCUCUUGCCUGGGGUUGGAAUCCCGCUGAAGCACAGGACAGAGUUCAGUGCUGUUGUUCAAGAUGUGGUAUCUCCCAACACUUCCCCCAGUGCAAUGCAUAGGCUGUAUGGCAGCUGUACUGCACUGCUGCAGAUUGCACAGCACCCAUCUUUAGGCAACCUCAUCCUUACCCGCCACCUUGGGGACCUCAUAGCAGGUCUGUGCCAGCUAGGAUUCUGCCCGACCAAAGGAAAGGGUGAGCAAGCCAGGCCAUUGGAGCAACUAAAGGGCCUUACAGAAGAGCAGAGAACCCGCAGUAGGGAGGCCUUGAAGAGUGUCUUGGAUCGAGUCUACCAACCGCUAGUGGUCCAGGAACUGCUUGUUCUUCAGGGUGGAUCCAAACAGUGCUUGCAGUCCCCUGGACAAAAGGUGAAGCAGCCCCUUGCCCAAGCUCCAGUUUGGCUUCGGCGUCUCUGUGGACAGCUGCUCUCGGAGAGGCUGAUGAAACCCAGUGGGGUUCAGGCUGUGGUCCGGGGCAUCAUGGAGGGAGCAGGAAUCGGGGUAGCUGGUGGCAGUGGCGCUGAAGCAGCAGCUGCAGACUGGAGAAAGUGUGACAUGGUAGCUAGGAUCUUGGCUUCCUGUCCUCAGCAAUCUCUGUCCCUGGAGGAUUACUACCGGCAGGUGUGCCCACAGAUUCUAGACUUAUUGCAUAUUCAGGAUAAGCUGAUGGCACACCAGUUCCAGAGAGUUGCCACCACUUCCCUUCUCACUAUGGCCAGAGAAUGCCCUCAGCUGGCAGGGAAAUAUUUGCUCCAUCCCAUGCUAGCGCCGCUUCUCCAAUGCUGGGAUAUGGCAGAGAUGGCAAUGGAAGACUUACCAGCAGGGACUGUGCUGGUGAAAGAGGCAGAGCUCAGCCGCUGCGUGGAAGAUGUGUUCAAGGUGUAUGUGGUUGGGAAUGAGCCCUCUGACGUGUUGCUGGAAUCCUUGCAGCCAGCUCUGGGAGUGAUUUUCUCUCUCUAUUGUUUCACCAAGCAGAACGUGUCACACUUACGCUCACCAUGCCAGGAGAUUUUAUUAUGGGUCUUGGAGAAGUCAGAGAGAGAGGUGGCGCUCUCCAUGCUGGAAGGAUUUGCAGGACUGGGUAGAACCAUGCAGUUUCUCCAUCCGCUGUGCCAGUUUCAAGUAGCUGGUGGAGGUGGUGCCAUGAUCACUGUCAAAGAGACCAUCAGCGAUGAGGAGGAGGAACUCUACCAGAAGGUCUCCUCGGAGCAGUGGCAGAUGGAGCAGUUGGUGGCCCUGUUGACUCACUGCCAGAAGAGCGGCUUAGCUGGAGACUUCUUCAUCUGCUGCUUAAAGGAGCUGACUCACAUGGCUGCAAACGAUGAGGCCGGCUUGGAUGACGAUCCUCUCUCCUGUGAGAGUCUGGUGGAGCUGGAGCAAUACCGCAGUCAGCAUCUCGUGGGGCAGAAGAAGCAGCUGCUUGUUUUGCAGCUGGUGGCCAUGCUGUGUGAGCGCGUCUCAGACACCGUGUUCACAGACAUUGUACAGGUGGUGGAAUUUGUGGCAGUUACAUUGCAGCGGGCAUGUGCAAGUCUUGCCCAGGGUUCAGAGGGCACUGUGGAAGCGCAGACUUUGAGCAUGUCCAUGGGACUAGUGGCUGCCAUGCUAGGAGGGGCAGUGCAGCUGAAAUCGGGUGACUUUGCCAUCCUAAAGCAGUUGGUGCCCCUGUUGGAGGAGAUCUCCCGCAUUCAUCUUGAACCUGUCAUCCAGGAGCUUGCAGCUGAUCUGCGCAUCACCAUCUGCACUCACGGAGCCUUCUCCACCCAAACUGUAGGCACUGCUGCCCAGAGCACCCUGGGGGAAAAAAUAGGGUCAAGCAGGUCAGGAGGACAGACCCACACAAACCCCACAGAAAGACCUGAGAACAAAAGAGCUGGGCUCAUCCUAGGACAGCCACAGAGUAAUGAAAAUUGCAGCCACACAAACAGCCUGACCAGUAACCCCAGUCCUAAAGGAAAGAAUGGGGAAUCCACUGUGCAGAAAGAGUGCCCCGUUGAGACUCCUACAGCAGACCACACCCCACAACAGCUUCAGGAGCUCCUCUUAUCAGCCUAUGACCCGGAAAUCCCAGUACGAGCAGCUGCCCUGCGGCGUCUUUCCCGUUUGUUAGAGCAGAGGGAUCCAGAUGGACUAAAGGCUCAGGAGAAACUCCUCAAGGUUUUCUUGGAAAAUAUGGAACAUGAGGACUCCUUUGUGUACCUUUCUGCUAUUCAAGGUGUUGCCCUUCUGUCAGAUGUGUACCCAGAGCAAAUCCUCCCCUGCCUACUGGCCCAGUAUGGCUGCACUUCACCAGGCACCACAGGACCCCAGACUGCAGAGACCAGGAUGAAAGUGGGAGAGGUGCUGAUGCGGGUAACCCGGGCACUGGGGGACAUGAGCUGCCAGUACAGAGCUCCUCUGAUUCAUGCCUUCCUGAGAGGAGCAAGAGACCCGGAUAGCACUCUGAGGGCUAGCAGUCUGUCCAACUUGGGAGAGCUGUGUCAGAGACUUCACUUCCAGCUGGGCUCCGUGGUUCAAGAGGUGACCUCCUGUUUGACAGCCGUAGUUAAGACAGAUGGCGAGGCUGAAGUCCGAAGAGCUGCGGUCCAUGUGGUGGUGGUGCUGCUCCGUGGGCUCAAUGAGGAAGCGACUGAGGUUCUCAGGGAUGUGCUGCGGGAUCUCUACCGCCUGCUGAAGUCAGUGGUGGCUUCUGACCGGGAUGAGGUCACUGUGCUUCAUGCUCAGCUGGCCUUGGAGGAACUCGAUGACAUCAUGAGGAGGGUCUUGUUUCCCCCCCAAACCCUAGAGAAGAAGCUCGUGGUCCUGCCUUAGCAGGACAACAGGCCAGCAGGGCCCAGCACGACUUCCAAGCCGACUCGCACCUGCUUGUCUGUGCCAGCACGCAGUGCCAGGAGAGGCCGGAUUCCUGCGUUCCACGGCCUCAUCUCUCAUCCCCUUCUGCCUCCCGGUUUGCUGAGAGCAUUUAACACACUGUAGGAUGUGCUUAGAAUUUGCUAGUCCUCCAGAGGCUCCUGCCCCAGCCUGUGUGACUUGGGGCCUGCCAGCAUGUGUUCUGGCCUGUCUGCCUCGGCUAUGAAUGAGGCCACGUGGAAUCUGCAAGAAAUCAGAAAGUCACAGUGAGGGCUCCCUGCCUGUGUAGACUGCAGCAUUGCUCAGGGCCGGCACAGCUACGGGUGGCAGCUUCUCUCAGUGACGAGCAUGACAGGAACUCAUGCCGGGAGUCACUUUUAAAACUGAAACCAGACUUGUACUGAACCCAAAGGCAGGGCAGGAAAAAAUCCCCACCUGUGAAGAAUCCAUUUGCUCUGCCUUCAGUUCAUGUUUAAUGGGACAGCUGCCAAUGAAACCACUGGCACGUCACAGUGAGGAGGCACUGGCAUCGGGGUGGCUCUGGCCCAGGUACAUCCCAGAGAGUUCAACCGGUCUGCCAGGUGCAGAGCCCCCCCUGCCCCCCAUGUGCUCAGACUGAGGGGACUCGCUGCUCAAAAUGCAGAGACCUUAUUCAAACAACAGCCCCUCUCCACGCCCGUGGGACUGGCUCCUCGGCGAGAGGUGAAACGCAGGGACUGGAAGUCCGCUCUCAGGUUCCCUCCCUGUGUUUGACCGUGCUGCGUGUUGCUCUGCACUGCUGUUCACCCCCGUUUCACUGGGGGCUCUCCGGCAUUAGCACUGUGCUGCAGGGCUGGGUUUCAAAUACCUUUCCGGGGGAAUUAUUUACAAAACCUCCCCCAUGAGCCCCCGCUGCGGUGCCUGGCGCGGGUGGGGUAUGUUUGACGUUUUUAACAAUACCUAAAGUGUGGGCCAACCUUGUGGUGGCAGGGCCCCCUGAGCUGGCUAUAAAGGACCUCUGUCAAUGUCA